Messenger RNA from Suillus subalutaceus, 1458 nucleotides. Its product is annotated as MFS general substrate transporter. Gene Ontology annotation, molecular function: transmembrane transporter activity. NCBI's taxonomy places the organism in Eukaryota, Fungi, Basidiomycota, Agaricomycetes, Boletales, Suillaceae. The record is from RefSeq and is a predicted model, not a curated record. The transcript is spliced from 10 exons. Gene Ontology annotation, cellular component: membrane. Bases 1 to 1458 code for a protein of 485 amino acids. Gene Ontology annotation, biological process: transmembrane transport.
AUGGCACCCGACCAUUCUGACAUUGUGUCGAUCUCGCCCUCAAAGGAGCAUGUCGAGUGCAAAAAACUCGAUCUCGACGUAGAAUUCGGUGGUACAGAGGCACGAAACAAGCUGGAGCGCAAAUUUUUGUGGAAACUGGACCUGUACAUGUCGAUGCUGGUUCUCAUGAGUAUCCUCAAUCUUAUAGAUCGAAACACCGCUAGUGCAGCACGCUUACGAGGGCUCGUCACCGACCUUCAUCUCGAGGGUCAACAGUUUGCGACGUUGUUGUCUAUUUUCUAUGUCGGAUACAUUAUCACGCAGAUCCCCUCCAACAUGUUUCUCAAUCACACUGGAAAGCCGUCGCUUUAUCUGCCUGCUUGUAUGGCGAUCUGGGGAGUCAUAACAGCGCUGACUGGGAAUAUUACAAAUUUCGUCGGAGCACUCCUAACGCGAUUCUUCCUCGGUUUCGUGGAAGCAGCAUUUUUCCCCGGCGCCGUGUUCUUGAUUUCGAAGUGGUACAAGAGAGGCGAAAUUGGCUCCAGAUUGGCUAUCCUCUAUUGCGGAAACAUGAUCAGCAACGCCUUCGGAGCUCUCAUUGCAUCAGGUAUUCUUGCUGAUAUGGACGGCGUCCGCGCGAAAGCCGCAUGGAGGUGGCUUUUCUACAUCGAAGGAGCUCUGACUGUUUUCGUUGCGAUAAUGGUUGUCUUUAUUUUGCCGGAUUUUCCGAUGACGACAAAGUGGCUUACUGAUGAUGAACGCCGGCUUGCAUUGAAGCGUAUGGAGGAGGACGCUGGUGUAGGGGACCAGACAGAAACUGAGAACGGUGGCUUCGGUUACGGCCUUUUCCUCGCUAUCACCGACUGGAAGGUGUGGUGGUUCGCAAUACUAGCGGUUGCUCAGGUUGUAGCGAUGUCCUUCAUUGUCUACUUUCCUACUCUUACUACGACGCUUGGGUACAACCCAACUGCAUCGCUGCUCCUCGUUGCGCCUCCUUGGGUAUAUGCUGUCAUUUUCAUAUUCGUGUGGGCCAGGCACUCUGAUAAAACACAAGAGAGGUUCUUCCACAUGAGUAUUUCGAACCUCAUUGGCAUAAUUGGGUCACUUAUUUCAAUAUGUACCAUGAACACUGCGGCCCGAUACCUAUCUUUAUUCUUCGUGGCGCAGUCCUGUUCGGCACAUGUCUUGAUGAUCACAUGGAACAAUAACACAUUUGCCCGACCGCCGUCAAAGCGCGCAGUGUGUGUUUCACUCAUCAAUGCAUUUCAGCAACUUGGCAACAUUUCAGGGUCGUACGUCUGGCCAAGCAAUUGGGGCCCUACCUAUCGAUACUCUUAUGUCAUUGUGAUCGCCUGUAACGCUACUGUGAUUAUGAUGACUUGGAUUCUCAGACAGCAUCUGAAGACGUUGAACAAGAAGCUAGAGAAAGAAGAGCAGAAGCAAGGGAUCAAAGAAAAGGGAUUCCGCUACGUUCUGUGA